UUAAGAUUGUCUCGGAACUUUUGGAAAUGCGUCGCACCUGAAAGCUGAACUGACUUUCCAUCUUACACAUUACACAUAUUUUUCAAUAUAUCGUGCUGUCUACAGCGUACAACAUCCAAUCCACGCGACAAUUCCAUCUAUAUUCAAUUCGAGAUACAAUCCAUCUAGUGGCGUAUCCGAAUUGAUCAUAAUGGAUGCUGCCGCAAUAUCAGAGGCGACUUCGGAGCCACAAAUCGUCUUCCGCGGGAAAAAGAGAAAGAUGUACAGGCAGCGGGCAGAACCCAUAGGCGCCGACGACGAUGAAGCAACAACUAAAUCCACCGAAGCACCGUCAUCCGAAUCUGCUGCGACCACGUUUAACGCCCCCGCGACUCUCGAAGUGACCACGCCAAAUCAGAGCGAGAGUGCCGUUGCCGAGGAAGAGGAAGAGAAGGGUUUGUCCGUUGCCGAAGUUCUCCGUCUGCGAAAUGCGCGAAAAUCCCGACUGGGCGGCGUCAAGUUCGGCGCGGGAAAUACCCAUAGCUCGGGUGACGCCGGUACUUCCUUUGAAGGGGGCGAAGGCCUCGAUGAGCUAACCCUGAUGAUUCGCGAGGAAGAGGGCAAGGCCAUGGACAUUGCGGCCGGUGUCAAGCAACGCUUCGCGGCGCAGACGGGGCUUGCGACAGAGCUUGUGAACAAGCAUAUGGAGGAAUACAUAGAAGCCGAAUUGGCCAGGCGACACAACGCUACCGCCAUCUCCUCCUCCUCUUCGAGACAAGCCGGUGCUGGCACCGCACAAGGCCAUUCGCCUAACCAAGAGUCUCGUUUCACGGAAAUAGCAGGAAUAAUCCCGAAAGUGACGGCGCCUAGAAUCGAACAACGCAACAGAGCCCUGCAGGGACAGCUUAUGGAGAUCGACCUCGGCGACGAGGCGCGCAGUCGCAACGAAGCGCUGACGGAGCGCGCCCGACGCAGGCUACAAGGCGAAGCGGUCGAGGACGAGGAGCAGCAGAAUGCCCGUCCGACUAAAGUCCGUCUCGGCAAGGACGGCAAGCCCUGGCGCCCGCGAAACAGGCGGACUAGCGAUGAUAUCAAGAGGGACAAGUUAGUCGAGGAGAUACUACGCGAAAAUAGACUAGACGUCUACGAAGCCCCCGCCCCGCCCACCCAAUCCCUCGCCUCAGGCUCCGCCAAAAACGGUCCCGACGGCACCGCAUCCGGCGCCGCCGCCGACGACCGCAUCGCCGAGGAGUUCCGGCGCGAGUUCAUGGACGCCAUGGCUGAGCGCCAGAAGAAGCGCAAGAAGCCCUCCAACGCGCCCCCCGCACCCCCCGGCGGCAAGGGAGGUGCGGCCGGAGGCGCCAAGGACGAGGAUAUCCUCAGGGGCCCCAAGCUCGGCGGCAGUCGCAACGUCCGCGCUGCGAUGCGCAAUAUCUUGCUUGAGAAGGCGAAGGAGGCUAAGAAGGCGAGAUGAAGUGAGAACUGAGGAUCGAGGUUUGACGAUUGAUUGGUGGGUGGAUGGGUGGAUGGAUAGGAUGGACUGGACAGGACUGAACUACAUUAGUCGAACUUGGGGCUAUGGAAUGGGACCGGGGUAGGGCAGUGAAAUAGGGUGAGAGAGAGGUACGGCAAGGCGAGACGGUGGGUGGGAACUGGUGUGUCAAGGUCGGUCGGUAUGGAUAUGUUCGCUCUUUCGUCCAUUUGUUCGUUUCGACAUUUCUAACAUUUCUUCAUCUGUUCAUUUUUCGAUAUCUCCAUUUUCAUAACUACACUACACUACACUACACUACACCACACUACACCACCUACCUACUUUAUAUCGACCUGGAGUCAAAAAAUUAAAAUCACCACACCAUGAAUGGACACGGAAACGAAUAAGGAGACCCCCCCCCAAAAAAAACAAAAACAAAACCAAAACCAUACCUAGGUAGGAAUAAGGACGGAAAGGAGGGGGAGCAAGGGAUUAGUUACCUAUGUACCUAGGUUAGCAGGUUAGGGAGGAAGAGAUUGGGGAACAACAUAUACGCGGUUCCAGAUACCUACAUACCUACAUACCUACAUACCUAACAUACCUAGCUUACAAUAAAUUAUAAACAAGUAUGGGGAUUUCCUUACCUACCUACA
Molecule: messenger RNA, 2103 nt
Organism: Hypoxylon fragiforme
Lineage: Eukaryota; Fungi; Ascomycota; Sordariomycetes; Xylariales; Hypoxylaceae
Product: hepatocellular carcinoma-associated antigen 59-domain-containing protein
Exons: 3
Coding region: 191-1453 (420 amino acids)
Biological process (GO): mRNA splicing, via spliceosome
Cellular component (GO): spliceosomal complex
Source: RefSeq, a predicted model, not a curated record